GAUUGACUUUUAUUCUGUAUCGUGUACCUGAGUGAAACGGCUUAUGAAAUUAUAAAACUGUAGGGUGGGCUUCAUUUGACCCUUUCCUUCCCUUUUUGGUUGGUUUGUUGUAAAUCGUGCCUUUAGGGGAUGCCCAAAGCUGCCGGGCCAUUGGACAAAUGAAGUCAGAGGGGAGUGUCUGCCAUACCGCAUAUUCAUCUAGACCGAGGAAGGGAGGAGAUACUGUCACACAACAUCAGGUCUCCAGUGAGUAUGGCUAUGAGACAGACUCCUCUCACCUGUUCUGGUCACACCAGACCUGUUGUGGAUCUGGCGUUCAGUGGAAUAACCCCUUAUGGAUAUUUCCUUAUUAGUGCUUGUAAAGAUGGCAAACCUAUGAUGCGCCAGGGGGACACUGGGGACUGGAUCGGGACAUUCUUGGGUCACAAGGGUGCUGUUUGGGGUGCCACCUUAAAUAACGAAGCUACAAAAGCAGCUACAGCUGCAGCAGAUUUUACGGCAAAGGUGUGGGAUGCUGUCACUGGAGAUGAGGUCCUCACCCUGGCACACAAGCACAUUGUGAAAUCUGUGAACUUCACACAGGACAGCAAAUGUCUCCUGACUGGCGGGAAUGAUAAAAUGCUGCGCAUCUUUGACCUCAACAAACCUGAAGCAGACCCUCAGGAAAUUGCAGGCCACACUUCUGCAAUAAAGAAAGCUCUUUGGUGUAACAAAGACCAACAGAUUAUCUCAGCUGCUGAGGACAAAACUAUCAGGCUGUGGGACAGGAACACAGCGGAGACAGUGAAGACACUGUCAUUUGAGACAUCGGUUAGCAGCAUGGAGUACAUUCCUGAUGGCGAGGUUCUUGUCAUCACUUACGGGAAAACUAUUGCUUUCUACAAAGCCCACAGUUUGGAUCUGAUAAAGACUGUUGAUGCCCCUGCUUCUAUUCACUCGGCCUCCCUGCAUCCUGAGAAAGACUACUUUGUUGCGGGAGGAGAUGACUUCAAACUCUAUAAAUAUGAUUACAGUACCAAGGAGGAAAUUGAGUCAUAUAAGGGACACUUUGGACCUGUGCACUGCGUGCGUUUUAGCCCUGAUGGGGAGCUUUAUGCCAGUGGAUCAGAGGAUGGAACUCUGCGGCUGUGGCAGACCGCUGUAGGAAAAACCUAUGGCUUGUGGAAAUGUGUCCUGCCUGAGGAACUUACAUCAGAGAACUCUGAAGCCCUAUACUGCCCUCAACCAGAGAUCAAGGCCUGAGUGUGGAGAGUGAGAGAGGAAGCCAAAGGAGGAGAGAUCACGGGAGAGGUCAGGGGGCGGGACGGGUCAAGGAAUCCACACCCCAGUAGAGUGCUGUGCCACCACCCUUCUUCACCUGAGACGGACCGAACUGCCGAGCAUGACUUUGGAGCGUGGCGAUUAAAAAGCCAAACGCACACAUACACGCACAUUGUAGAAGUGAGCAUCAGGAGACUGCAGUAGAGCUGAGGGUGCGAGCGUGAAUGCUAAUCCUCCAGCUGCCUGCUUUUUCUUUGAUACACAUGAUACACCAGUCAGCUCCAUAUACAGCGGUCUGUUUCUGCAGCACUGUGAUCACUUUGGUUAAUAUUUUGCUUUUUUUGUUUUGGUGUUACGACGUGUGCUUUUGGUACAUUUGUUUCUUUUCAAGGGAAUAUAUGCAAGAGCUCAUGUUCAAUUUGAUGACAUCUCUCAGUGGACGUGGUCUUGAGGAACGUGUUAUUCAAAUGUUAGUCAAUAGUAGUGUGAACUUGUGGUAAAUGUUUUGCCCAUGAGAGAAUGUGAAUGCUGGGAAAUACGUAAAACUUAAAAGUGACUUAUGUUCUGUAUUAAUUUUGUCUUUUGUUGCAACGUGACAAGUUGUAUCAUUUGGCCAAUAAAAUGUUGUUGACAUAUCUUUA
This is a messenger RNA of Triplophysa dalaica, 1901 nucleotides long. RefSeq names its product serine/threonine kinase receptor associated protein (gene strap). Gene Ontology annotation, molecular function: RNA binding; protein binding. The record is from RefSeq and is a predicted model, not a curated record. Gene Ontology annotation, biological process: spliceosomal snRNP assembly. Gene Ontology annotation, cellular component: SMN complex. Lineage: Eukaryota; Metazoa; Chordata; Actinopteri; Cypriniformes; Nemacheilidae. The coding region runs from base 253 to 1242 and encodes 329 amino acids. The transcript has 11 exons.